CUUCAUUUUUCAUUUUAUUAAGGGAGAGGCUAUGUGUGUUUCCACGCGUGGGAACCAUGUAGGAGCAUCUGGGCUUGUGAGUGCAUGCGAGCGAAGGUCACUGGCCGAAUAAAGCCGACCCCAAAUUUAUGUGCUUCUUUUUCGCGGCAGUCCCCGUUUCUGGCUCUGCUUUGGGCGUCACUGCGGUGUUCUGGAGAGGUUGGGUGUCCGUUCCCAUUUCGUGUUUUUGCAUUUCUACGCGUGUCUCCGUGAUGCUACAAUUUCGGGCACCCGUUCGUGCCGGGUCCUCGACAUUGCAUGUUAGACUGAGACCGACAGAUAGGCCAUGAAACCACGCUUGUCGACACCUUGACUCUGCCGUAUACAGCGACAUAUCAGGUACGGGAAAGGGUGGCUCCAUACAUUCCCUUGAAUGCCCCCAAGUUUUACUGGUUUCUCCUCACUGGUCGACAGCCCCUGGGCAGAGAAAAAAAACAAUGCGUGUAUCUGGUUUAACAGUGGCUGCCCCUGCCGCCACGCCGGGGCAGCUUGUGGCUGGAGCAGUGACACUACGGGGUUUGUGGAGAUGGAAAGCCCCAACCCAGACUCCACGUACCGACUUAACGUGUUCUGGCAUUUUCAACUCUCGCCUUUGUCACUUCGUUUGUAAGGAGCGCGAAUCCGGUUUCCAUCCAAGGCGUUCUCUCCAUGUGGUUCGCGCUUUGCUUCAUGCGGGAUGUACCUCGUCUGUCUCCGCUUCCCUCUCGUCUCGUUCGUACUCGACUACAAACUCUUCACCGAGCGGACCAGAUUUUCCUACAUCUUCGCCUUCUGCGUCUGUUUAUGCGUCCGCUCUUCCUGCUUCGUCCCGUCUUUCUUUUCGCUGGUUCUGGCGCCUUCUCCCUCUGGCCUUCCCGAUCGUCGGCUUCGGGUACUACUGGGAGCAGCGUCGAUGGCGUAUGUACACCGAAGGGCUGCCGGCGCUGCGGUCGCGUUUCCAAGGUGACACGCCAUUCUACGGCAAGCUUUGGGGCAACACAACAGACUAUUUCCUAGAAACGAGUUUCGCAGAUGGCGACCUGGUUUUCUUCUCCCGCGAUCCUCGCAGCUUGUGUUUUUCGCGCGCGGUCGCGCGUGCCUUUUCGAGAUUUUUCCUCUUUCUUCUGGCGGGCGGGGCGACGAACAGAGCGCAGCACGCUGGGACGGGCGGAGGUAUGUUUGUCGACGACAUCGGCGUGGUGUAUGUGGAAAACGGCCAGCGGUACGUCGUGAGUGUGUCGGCAGAGAAGAGGGGACUGGAGAAGAUCAAGUACGCAGACAAAAUUGCAGAGAGUUUCCCAGAAACCAUUCUCGUCAGGCGUCUGCGGUGUUCCCCGGCCGUCCGCGAAAAACUCCACCGCGUCAUCGAAGAGGCUCUUUGCCAGUCAGAAUGCCCCUUGGAUGAAGGCACAGAGCCGCCAAGUUCCGUUUGUUCGUCCCCACACUCGGCGCUGCCACAACUGAAUUUCCGCAACUCCUGCGUUUCAGUGUGGAGUUCAUUCUGGACCGAAAUCCAGCGAAGACGGGCGGCGAGUGCGGACGCGUUUCGCCUGUUGACAGCGCAAGCGUUCUGGACGGCGAAGCGCCACACUGCGAGGUUGCUAGACAGGCGCCUUGAGGACUUGCUGCGCGAAGUCGAGAGCGUGGCGCCCGCAAACGUGAUGGAACAAGCCAGAGCAAAGACGCUCGCGCUGCUUUCAGAGAACGGGACUGAGAAGGAAAUGGACCAGAACUCGGAGGGGUCCGCGGCUGGAACUCCAGAAAGACUUGCUUCUGCAGACGAGCGUGUGCAAACCCCCUCGAGCGGAAAAGCCACAGAAAGCCCCGAGAACGGGGGGAAAACCUCUGACGAAGCGCCCAGAAAUCCCCAGGACCCUGCCGACAUCGUUGCAGAUCUCCUCGCGCUGAGCGGCUUCGCGCACCAGGCUGUCAAGAGAAUCGAUAACGUGUUCCAAGACGGCGAGGCAGCCCGGCCUCCCUCGCCCGCUCCGAAGAAACGCGGCUCUCGACUGCCAAUUGCUGAGUUUCCAGUUGCAAUUUACCAAGCUGCUCAGCUGCUGCCACCGACGCCUGCUUCGUCGGCGUGGACUCCGGAGGACCUUUUGGGAAUCGACACUCUGUUCCAGCCUCGCGAUUUGCCGGCAUUAUCCGCGGCUGUCACCGAAGUUACAGAGGCCAGGGGUGGCGAGGAACGUGAGACGCCAGAAAAAGCCGCGAAGCGACGCCGCUCCGAUUUAGCAAGGCAAGCGGCUCUGGAACUGGCGUCUUUGGCGCCCCAGCUGGCACCGAUUUUGUAUGUGCGAGAGGAAAAGGGCGAGAGGAACUGUGGAGCACGAAAAAACAUGCCGGGUCUAAUCCGACAGAGAGAGAGGACCGGCCGAAAUGCAGCCGCCAGUGGAGUUACGGCGACAGGGACCCAAGCGUAGGUUUUGGAGUUACGACGGUGGCGUAAUUGAAAUUGUUUUCUGUUUGUUGACUUCGGGGGUUAUCGGCCGCCAGUGACGCAGUCAAGACCAAAAUAUACUGCGUUGCCUUCUGGGAGCUGUCUCCAACUGUGCAGUUUUCGGUUCAGCAGUAUUCUCGCUGACUUCAGCGACGCUCGCUUCUAUUGGAACGCCUAAACUGGUGCCUGUCAUUUCAUUUGCCACACGAGUUUUCCCUCUGGAGGUCCUGCAGCCGCGAUUGUGUCCCCCGGACGGAGGCUUCAGGGUUUUUUGCGUUGGCAGAUGCGUUGCAUGCAAACACCUUUAAUUGGAGAGGUCCCUGCAUUGUUAGUUAUUCAGUUUGUGGCUUCCGGUGCCAGUAUUUCCAGAUUAAAGGGAAGCUAGUGUUUGCGGUUCACCUCUUAGGUACAGCUCCACGUAGCGGAUCGUUUGUACAGAGAUUGCAUCUACUGAUAAUGUGUUAUUUCCAAUCAAAGGACAGCUUACCGUUUCUCACAUACUCAAUGGAUACCACUAUGCGAGCGGGCGGUACCCACAUGGACCAUUAUUCUAGAAAUCACCGGCCUGACAGUGAUGUCUUGUAUUGCUGAAAUGAAACGACUAUUGCAUCCCACGAUUCCUCUGUGUGAUGUGAAUCUUGUACCACUUGCCUCUUUGCAACGUUUAGGUGCGUGUGAGUUUCGGUAAACCCGUUGCCUCCCUUAAUGCCGUUGAGACCGUUCCGCUUAGCUAUCGACUCGGGGUAGCCAGCUGAGAUUCACUGCAAAUGUUGUCGCUUGUGAACACAGCACCACCUCCCCCAGAGAGGUUGAAGACAAUGCGGCAUCCUCGGUUGUUCGUGUACAGCGUUACAGUGUAGCACAGCUCUU
Messenger RNA from Toxoplasma gondii ME49, 3331 nucleotides. RefSeq lists its product as hypothetical. NCBI's taxonomy places the organism in Eukaryota, Apicomplexa, Conoidasida, Eucoccidiorida, Sarcocystidae. The record is from RefSeq and is a predicted model, not a curated record. The transcript has a single exon. The coding region runs from base 477 to 2444 and encodes 655 amino acids.